AUGGCAAAGCAAUAUCUUGACUUGCAGAUUGCCCCCGCGGACAUUGCGUUCGGUCUGAUGGCCGACUUCGAAGCAGACCCUCACCCAAACAAGGUAUCAUUAAUCGCCGGAGCAUAUCGCAACGAGAAUGGAAAACCUUGGGUUCUGCCAAGCGUCAAAGAGGCAAAGCAACGCCUUAGCGAAACCACCCACGAAUACCUGGGCAUAGCAGGCUCCCCAACCUUCACCAAGCUGGCAAAGGACCUCAUCCUCGGCCCCAUUGCAUCCAACCUCCAAGACAGCGCAGUCUCAAUGCAAACGGUUUCCGGAACAGGCGCAAACCAUCUCGCAGCCACAUUCCUGGCCCGUCACCUCCGCCCUAAUCGCGUCUUCAUCCCCUCCCCAACAUGGGUUAAUCACAAGUCUAUCUGGGAGAUGACCGGGGUUCCGGUUGUAGAGUACCCGUACUACUCUCUAGACACAAGGGAAGUAGAUAUAACCGGGAUGCUAGAUACCUUGAACCAUGCCGAACCCAAUGACGUCGUCAUCCUGCAAGCCUGCGCGCACAAUCCCACCGGCGUGGACUUAUCAAGGGCCCAGUGGAUAGAGGUCUCUGAUCUCGUCCAGCGGAGGAAAGUCUUCACCGUCUUCGACAGUGCAUACCAGGGCUUCGCGACGGGCGAUGUUGACGGCGAUGCGUGGGCGGUUCGUUAUUUUGUAGAGAAUGUCCUCGCGUCCAAGACGCAUCCCGGCCUAUGUAUUGCUCAGUCGUUCUCGAAGAACUUUGGUUUAUACGGCGAACGUGUGGGUGCACUACAUCUGGUUGUACCGCGGCAUCUUUCGGCAAAGGGUGCGCUAUCUGAACUGAUGUUGAUUUCGAGAGCGGAGUAUUCUAAUCCACCGCGCUUUGGGGCGAGUAUUGUUGAGACUGUCCUUGGGGAUCAGGGUCUGAGGGCUCAAUGGAAAACAGACUUGGAUACAAUGAGCUCACGUAUCCAGAGGAUGAGGGGUUUGCUGAGACACCGGCUGGAGAAGGAGACGCUGGAGGAUUGGUCACAUGUUGAGAAGCAAAUUGGGAUGUUCAGCUACACGGGGUUGACGGAGAAGCAGGUGUCUCGACUUCAAAAGGAUUUUCAUGUCUAUCUGCUGCCCUCGGGUCGGAUGAGUGUGUGUGGACUGAAUGAGGGUAACAUCGACUAUGUGGUGCAUGCUAUUAGUGAAGUCGUCAAAACUGGUUGUGUUUAG
Molecule: messenger RNA, 1224 nt
Organism: Penicillium verrucosum
Lineage: Eukaryota; Fungi; Ascomycota; Eurotiomycetes; Eurotiales; Aspergillaceae
Exons: 2
Coding region: 1-1224 (407 amino acids)
Biological process (GO): L-aspartate biosynthetic process
Cellular component (GO): cytosol
Molecular function (GO): pyridoxal phosphate binding; L-aspartate:2-oxoglutarate transaminase activity
Source: RefSeq, a predicted model, not a curated record